Molecule: messenger RNA, 4082 nt
Organism: Numida meleagris (helmeted guineafowl)
Lineage: Eukaryota; Metazoa; Chordata; Aves; Galliformes; Numididae
Product: olfactory receptor 6-like
Exons: 1
Coding region: 69-1007 (312 amino acids)
Biological process (GO): G protein-coupled receptor signaling pathway
Cellular component (GO): membrane
Molecular function (GO): G protein-coupled receptor activity; olfactory receptor activity
Source: RefSeq, a predicted model, not a curated record
AAUGUUCAAAUUGCUGCUACGCCUGCUUCUCCCGCAAAGUUCACAGCAACUUCUGUAGGAUUAACCACAUGCCCUCAGAUAACCAGACCUAUGUGACUGGAUUUAUUUUAGUUGGUUUUCCAGGUAAACCAGUGAUCCAGCUUCUGCUCUUUUUGAUAUUCUUCCUGGCUUACGUGCUGACAGUGACAGAAAAUGUAAUGAUUGUUGUGCUUGUCUGGACAAAUAUCCAGCUUCACAAGCCAAUGUAUGUUUUUCUGGGCAACCUUUCUUUUCUGGAGAUCUGGUAUGUCUCUGUCACAGUGCCCAAGGUGCUUGUGAGCUUGGUGAUUAAGAGCCAAGGCAUCUCCUUCACAGGCUGCAUGGCCCAGCUAUUCUUCUUCCUGGCACUGGCCUGCACAGAGUGCACUCUCUUGGCUGUCAUUGCCUAUGAUCGCUAUGUUGCUGUCUGUAAGCCCUUGCAUUACCCAGUAAUCAUGAACUGCAGUCUUUGUGUCCAUCUGUCUAUUGGCUCCUGGGUGAGUGGCUUCCUGAUUUCCGCAGGGAAGGUUUACUUCAUUUCACAUCAGACCUACUGUGGGCCCAACAUCAUCAACCACUUCUUCUGUGAUGUCUCCCCCUUACUGAAGCUAGCCUGCACCAACGCAUCACUAGCUGAGCUUAUGGAUUUCUUACUAGCCCUACUCAUCCUUCUGGUACCACUCACUGUGAUUGUUGCCUCAUAUGUGUGCAUCAUCUCUGCUGUCUUGGGCAUUCCCACAGCCCAGGGCCGUCACAAGGCCUUCUCUACCUGUGCAUCUCAUCUUUUAGUGGUUACAGUGUUCUACACAGCCUCCUUGUUUAUCUACACCAGGCCCCAGCCAAUUGAUUCCUUCAGCUCCAACAAACUGGUUUCUGUGAUAUACACUGUCUUAACACCGCUUGUCAACCCAAUCAUCUAUUGUCUGAGGAAUCAGGAAUUCAAGAUAGCUCUUAGGAAAACAACAUGCUGGAGAGACAUCUUGUCCUAGAAAGUUCAGGUGAAGGUUUGCAAGAAUUUUCUAUAUUUACUAUAAAAUUCCAUCAUAACUCUCGUUCCACUGUGUAACAGUAAUACGUAACAGGUUGUGAUAAAUUUACUGGUGUUCACCUCUGAGAUCUGAGAGAUUUGGAAGAUCCUGAAGAAAAAGCAGAGAGAAUCCAGAGGAAAGGCCAUCAUCUCACAUGAGGAAAGCAAGUGGCUAGGGGAACAGAGCCUAACAACUGGGCAAAACAGAAGGGGGGUCUCAGAAUCUGCUCCCAGUGUCUUUGCUCCCUAGUCCUGUAUAAGUGUUUGUUAGUCUCAGAAUUCUAUCCAGAGCUAAGGUCUCUAAGCUGACCAUAACUUUUUCUCUAUGUUUCCCCUAAAGGUCUGCUACUUAUAGAACCAUAGAAUCAUAUAAUAUAUAUAAUAGCCUUGAACACCUCUAGGGAAGGGGUAUUCAAAUUUCUGGGCAACCUGUUCCAGUACCUUACCACUCUCUGAAUAAAGAAUUCCCUCCUACUAUCUAAUAUAAAUCUCUCCUGUUUUAGUUUAAAAUCAUUCCCCCUUGCCUAAUCACUAUCUGCACAUGUAAAAUGUUGGUCUCCCUCCUGUUAAUAAGCUCCCCCUAAGUAUUGGAAGGCUGUGAUGAGGUCAUCCCAAAGCCUUCUCUUCUCCAGGAUGAACAAGCCCAGUUCCCUCAACCUUUCUAAGUAGGAGAGGAGCUCCAGCCCUCUGAUCAUCUUCAUGAACCCCUGGGCACACCACUAGAGACUGGCCUCCAGCUGGAUUUUGUGCCCCUGAUAACAAUCCUUGUAAGUCUGACAGUUUAGCCUGUGUUCUAUUCACUUCACUGUUCACUUACAUAAUCCACAGUUCAUGAAUUUAUCUAUUAGGAUAGUAUGGGACACCAUGUCAAAAACCUUGCUGAAGUCAAGGGAGAAAACACCUACUAUUCUCCACCUACUGAGGCAGUCUUUACGCUGUAGAAGUGUGGGGAUACAAGAAAGACUAUUCAGAGCAGAAGCUGCGGAGCAAGAUAAACGGCAUGAGAAAGCAACACUGAGAACCAAGGACACCUCCAGAAGAAGAGAAAAGCAAAAGGCACAUCUCAUGGCUCUGAUUGGAUAAGCGCAUGCAUGCACGGUUAAGGAGUGUUUGUGGAAUUUUGUUGACAUGUAAAGGCGGGUGGUAAAGUUACAAGAGAAAACUUGUGAAUGUAUAUAAGGGAUGUUAGAACCCGCAAUAAACGAUUUGGAUCGUUCAUAUCUGAGUCCGCACCUCAGCCGCUGCAAAUUGCGCCCACUGCGCGGUGCAAAUCCAGCCAAGGCUGAGCGAGCCCGUUCCGGCAGCGCCACCCAACGGAACUACGGAAAGGUUGUUUGGCGCGCACCCGAAUGUCUCUAUUACAGCGUACUACAGUGCUUUAGAGCAGUGCAGAAAAGAAGCAAUAUCACGGGGUGAUGCUGAUAUGUUGCAAGCCUUUCCUGUGAUGUAUUGUGCAAAUCAGCCCCCCCGGUGGAAAUUAUGUGCCUUAUGAGGCAGUGAAGGAGCUAAGGAGCUCAGUGAAAGAUUAUGGAAUUCAGUCUACCUUUACGUAUAAUCUUUUGGUUGCAAUCAGGGACAGCUAUGUUAUUACUAUGUUAUUACAUCACAAUUGGAAAAUUUUGUUACAAAUGAUUCUAUCUCCCAUGCAAUAUACUGUUUUUAUGACUGAGUACUGACAGGAGGCUACCGUCCAGACUAUGGAUAAUUUGGCUAACUUAAAUCAUAUUGGCAUGGAAGAGCUCAUGGGGGAAGGGGCUCGGGCAGCACCUCAAGCCCAGGCACAGAUGGACAGGCAAUGCUUUGAAAAUAGUCCAACAGUAUGCCAAUUGACAGUGGCAAAUGCAUUACAACCAGUACAAAAAGCUAGAUCUCAAAUCCCUAUUUAUCAUUACGUGAAUGAUAUAUUAACAGUAGUAGAACAAGAAGAGAGCCUCAUAGAUGCUAUACUGCUCAUCCAACAGGGAGUACAACCUGUCAGUUUACAAAUAGCUGAAGAAAAGGUGCAACUCAGCUCUCCAUGGAAAUACUUAGGAUGGAAAAUUACAUCUCAUACCAUUCAGCCACAAAUCCUCAAAAUAGUACCUCAUGUGCAGACAUUAAAUGAUCUGCAAAAAUUAUUAGGAGCCAUCAACUGGUUGUGACCACUCUUGGGUAUUACUACUCAAGAGCUGCACCCUUUAUUUCAGCUACUCAAAGGAGACCCAGAUCUAACCUCUAAAAGACAAUUAACACCAGAAGAGCUACAAUGCUUAGACUCUGCAAUGUCAUUGCAACAUAGAUAUAGCCAUUGUGUUUGUCUAUCAUUUCCAGUAUCUCUUAUAAUAAUAUCGAACUCUUAUUAACCAUACAGCUUGUUAUGUCAGUGGGAUACCUCAAGAAAAGAUCCUCAUCAUCCUUGAAUGGACAUUCUUAGCACAUACAUUUUCAAAACACAUUACAUCACAAGUGGAGAUGUUUGCAAUGCUAAUACAGUGAGGUCGACAUCAUCUACAAAUUUUACAAGCUCUUGACCCAGAUUGCAUCUACAUACCUGCUACUAGAAAAAAUUUAGAUUGGAUGCUUGCACAGUCGCACGCUUUACAAACUGCUAUGGCUGACCAUACUCGACAAAUCUCCACUCACCCCCCCAAACAUCAGUUACUGCAUAAUUUGAGUGAUCUGUCCCUUACUACAAAUGUUUCACUUUCACAUGUUCCAAUACCUAAUGCUGUUACUGUAUUUACAGAUGGCUCCAGCAAGACACACCGAGCAGUGGUUCUCUGGCGUGGGACUGCUACACGAUGGCAGUCAGACAUGCAUAUCGCCAACAGGUCACCUCAAGUUGUAGAACUUGCUGUGGUGGCUUGAGCUUUUCAAAUUUUUGCAGAACAAAAGCUUAAUAUAAUAACUGACUCUUUGUAAGUUACAGGUGUCAUUCAGCAGAUUGAAGGAUCUUUUCUUAAGGAAGUUAACAGCCUUGUUUGUGCCUUGUUUGCACAGCUCAAGCAAGUUUUGCAUUGUGUCUCUCACUGUAUUCCUUAUUUUACUAUGCAAUUUC